GGACAGUUAAGCUAAUUCAUCGGAGCCAUCAUGAGGUUCUUCAAGUGCUCAUUAAUUCUGCUCCUUCUGCAAUUGAUCACCAUCGAGGGACUAUUGCGCUUCGGUAAUAUUAAAAAAUUGCCGAAAACGAUAUCCCAGAAGUUGGACGAGUACUGGCACUUCUACAAGAAUAACUUCAACAAGACGUACAACGGUAGGGAGGAGUCCUGUAAGCGUGCAGCAUGGGAGCAGAAUGUGAUGAAGGUUUACGGGCAUAACCUCGAGGCGGAGGCAGGCCAUCACAGCUAUAGACUUAGGGACAAUCACCUCGCGGAUCUUUGUUCGAGAGAGUACCACAAGGAUUUGGUAAAAUUGAUUCCCAGUAGAAAAAGACGUGUGAGCGAUGACCAAAUGGUGGCUGCAGUACAUCACGAUCCCCGUUUAAUUCCAAAGAACCUAGACUGGCGUGAAUAUGGAUUCAUAACUAAAGCGGUGAAUCAACGUGAUUGCGGUAGCUGUUACGCAUAUUCAAUAGCACAGAGUAUUGAAGGUCAAUUGUUCAAACAGAUAAAGGAAGUGAUACCACUGAGUGCUCAGCAGCUCGUCGAUUGCAGCACCAUUACUGGUAACCUCGGUUGCGCCGGUGGUUCCCUCAGAAAUACAAUGAAAUACCUACAGAGAUCAGGUGGUCUUAUGGCCCAGGUUAAUUAUCCAUACAAUGCCAGGGAAGGCGUGUGCAGAUACCAUGAUGGUAUGAGUGUCGUCAAUAUUACAUCCUGGGCAAUUCUGCCAGCUCGAGACGAACGUGCACUAGAGGCUGCUGUGGCAACUGUUGGACCAAUUGCGACAUCCAUAAACGCCAGUCCCAAGACAUUUCAGCUGUAUCACACAGGAAUUUACGACGAUCCACUGUGCAGCUCCGACAGUGUCAAUCACGCAAUGCUAAUUGUCGGCUACACCCCGGAUUACUGGAUUCUAAAAAACUGGUGGGGUAAUAACUGGGGUGAAAACGGAUACAUGAGAAUCAGGAAGAACCGAAAUCGCUGUGGAAUCGCUAAUUACGCAGCUUUCGCACGUAUCGCCAAAAACUGAUAAAAUUUUCAUAUUUAUUCUGAAUACAACUACGAAAAAGAGAACUGUAAAUAACCUUUUCUAUUUUUUUACUAAAUUGAAU
Molecule: messenger RNA, 1153 nt
Organism: Fopius arisanus
Lineage: Eukaryota; Metazoa; Arthropoda; Insecta; Hymenoptera; Braconidae
Gene: CtsL4
Product: Cathepsin L4
Exons: 5
Coding region: 31-1071 (346 amino acids)
Biological process (GO): positive regulation of peptidase activity; immune response; positive regulation of apoptotic signaling pathway
Cellular component (GO): lysosome
Molecular function (GO): cysteine-type endopeptidase activator activity involved in apoptotic process; cysteine-type endopeptidase activity
Source: RefSeq, a predicted model, not a curated record